Molecule: messenger RNA, 2994 nt
Organism: Gadus morhua (Atlantic cod)
Lineage: Eukaryota; Metazoa; Chordata; Actinopteri; Gadiformes; Gadidae
Gene: ap4b1
Product: adaptor related protein complex 4 subunit beta 1
Exons: 14
Coding region: 130-2544 (804 amino acids)
Biological process (GO): intracellular protein transport; vesicle-mediated transport
Cellular component (GO): clathrin adaptor complex; membrane coat
Source: RefSeq, a predicted model, not a curated record
ACAGUGAGAAUCAAACCCGGAACCCGAGCUGCAGCUCGGCUGUUAUUAUUAACCUCUGACCAGAAGAGCCGGUGGAUGUUUACGGAACGAUAAUGUUUACAAUCAAGGCAUAAGGAUCACUGAUCGGUCAUGCCGUACCUGGGUGGCGAGGAGACGGUGAAGGAGCUGAGGAGAGCCCUGUCCAACCCCCACGUCCAGGGAGACCCCCUCCGCCACAGGUCCACCGUGCUCAGGGUCAUCAGGGUGAUGUCGCAGGGCGUGGAUGUGGCAGGUCUGUUCAGUGAGAUGGUGAAGGCGUGCGCCACGACGGACGUGGUCCAGAAGAAGCUGGUGUACGUGUUCUUGUGUUCCUACGCCAGCCUCAACCCAGAGCUGUCCCUGCUGGUCAUCAACACGCUGAGGAAGGACUGCCAAGACCCCAACCCCAUGGUGCGCAGCCUGGCUCUGAGGAACAUGACCAACCUCAGGUUGCCCAGCCUGGUGGAGUACGUGCAGCAGCCCCUGACGGCGGGGCUGAGGGACCGGGCGGCCUGCGUUCGGCGGGUGGCCGUGCUGGGCUGGGCCAAACUCCACAGCCUCCAGCCCCACGCCGACAUAGACGCUGCGGUGGUCAACGAGCUGUACAGCAUGCUGAGGGACAACGACCCGGUGGUGAUGGUCAACUGUCUGCGGGCGCUGGAGGAGAUCCUGAAGGAGGAAGGGGGCGUGGCCGUGAACAAAGCCAUCGCACACCACCUCCUCAACAGGCUGAAGGAGUGUGACGUGUGGGGUCAGUGUGAGGUGCUCGGCGUGCUGCAGCGCUACCGGCCCCACUCCGAGGAGGAGCUCUUUGACAUCCUGUCCCUGCUGGACCCCUACCUGCUCAGCCCCAGCGUGCCCGUCAUGGCCGCCACGCUGGGCCUCUUCCUCAGCCUGUGCUGCCGGGGCCUUCCGGCCGUCAGCCUGGCCGCCCUGCGGCGGGCGCAGGCCCCCCUGCUGGCCGCCUGUGGCAGUGCGUCCCCAGAGAUGAAGUUCACCGCCCUGUGUCACGUCCAGCUGCUGCUGCGGUCGCUGCCCGGGCUGAUGGGCGAGCACUACAAACGCUUCUUCUGCGGCUACGCCGAGCCGGCCUACAUCAAACAGAGGAAGAUGCAGGUCCUGGUGGAGCUGGUGAACGACGACAACGUGGGCUUUGUGCUGGACGAGCUGAAGGGCUACUGCACCGACGUCAGCCCCGACACGGCCCAGGCCGCUAUCUCUGCCAUCGGCCGAAUCGGGCGUAGCUACAGCGACCAAUGCUUGGAGAUCCUGACCGGUCUGCUGGGGCUGAAACAAGAACACAUCACCUCUGUGGUGGUGCAGACCAUGAGGGACCUCGUGUGGGUGUGUCCCCAGUGCAGUGAGUCUGUGUGUGAGGCUCUGGAAGGCUGUGAGGACACGCUUCAGGACAGCCAGGGCAGGCAGGCCUUGCUGUGGCUGCUGGGUGUGCACGGGGACCGUGUCUCCAGCGCCCCCUACGUGCUGGAGGCCUUCGUGGAGCAGGUGAGGAGCGAGAUGGCGGCGGGCGUGAAGACGGAGCUGCUCACCGCCACCAUGCGGGUGUUCCUGUGCCGGCCCGCUGAGACACAGGACACCCUGGGGAGACUGCUGCACUACUGCAUAGAGGAGGAGGCAGACAUGAACGUGCGGGACCAGGCCCUGCUCUACUACCGCCUGCUGCACUGUGGGAUAGAGGAGACACGCUCGGUCCUGCAAGGUCGAAGGUCGGACCCAUCUCUGGGUGUCCUGAUUGGCCGGCCCGCUGAGCCCGUCAGCCAAUGGGCGCGCAGCUUCAACACGCUGGAACCCCUGAGACAGUGCAACGCGGGGGCCGAGUCGGCCCCACAGGCAGCCCCCUAUCACCUGGCCCUCGACCCUGAGCCAAGCCUCGACCUCUGUGACCCCCUGAACCCCAGCCAGGACCGACAGGAGACCGCAGCAGCAGAGAGUGUGAACCUUCUGCUCCCCGGCCCCUCUGCUGGGCCCCUGGCCCCGGGCCCCACCGCCGGGCCCCCAGCCCCGGGCUCUGGGGGGGGGCAGCUCGGCCUGUCCCUCUCCCCGGCCCUCAGCCCCCAGCAGUUUGAGCACUUGUGGCUGGGAGGCCCCCAGUGCCCGCAUGGAGAGCCAGGUGCCAGGGAGGAGGAGGAGGAGGAGGAGUGUGUCUGCGUGCAGGAGAGGAUGGGGGUCUCCCCCGCCCUGCAGUGCUCCCCCCCCCCACAGCUUCAGGCGGCGCUGCAGCGAUCCCACAUCCAGACCAUGGCCUUCACCCCGCCACACACCCUGCCCUGGAGGGUCUACCUGUACACACACACCCGCUGGGGGGGCCCGGCGCCGCGGGGCCCCACCCUGGUGCUGGGGGAGCUGCUGUACACCGGGGGGGCGGAGGACCAGGAGGGGGAAGGAGAGGGCGGGGAGCGGGGGCUGAGGGUGACGGCCAAGCAGCGGCCCCGGGACGACGAGGCCAUGAAGGGCUUCCUUCAGGUCCUCAGUGGCGCGCUGCACACCUCUUCUACAGGGAGCUGUUGAGCUCACUCCGAGCAGGAUCCCACACACACACACACACACACACACACACACACACACACACACACACACACACACACACACACACACACACACACACACACACACACACACACAGACGUUAUGGAGGGGGAUGAGGCUACUAAGUAGUGAUUCUUAGUCAAAAGCUGGGUGAAUGCAGGGCCUUUACUUAAAGGGUCCUCCUAUUACACCACCAGGUGUGAGUGGGAUUAACCCUUAGCUGUUUGAAGGCCGAUUUUCAAAGGCUUGCUAUGGUUUAUCAGGCAAAUAGAACAAUACAUGAAUGUGAAUGGUUUGGUCCUGCAAAGUAAAAACACAGGAGACACCAUGUUGAAGCACCAAGUGGGCCAUUGGCUGAAACACCUUUCAUGAGAAGAACCCAUUUGUUGUGAAUAAAGUUUAUUUCAGUGAGCAACACUGUUGAAUGAGGAA